Messenger RNA from Sinocyclocheilus grahami, 2145 nucleotides. RefSeq names its product protein furry homolog-like. Gene Ontology annotation, biological process: neuron projection development; cell morphogenesis. Lineage: Eukaryota; Metazoa; Chordata; Actinopteri; Cypriniformes; Cyprinidae. The record is from RefSeq and is a predicted model, not a curated record. The annotation marks the transcript as partial. The transcript has 15 exons. Gene Ontology annotation, cellular component: site of polarized growth; cell cortex.
GUACUCAGGCCCCAACACUGGUAAUGUGCACAUCAUCGCUGACCUCUUCGCUGAGGUCAUCGGAGUCCUCGCCCAAUCCAAGUUUCAGGCAGUGCGUAAGAAGUUCAUCACAGAGCUGAAGGAACUGAGGCUGAAGGAGCAAAGUCCUCAUGUGGUGCAGAGCAUCAUCAGCCUCAUCAUGGGCAUGAAGUUCUUCAGAGUCAAGAUGUACCCCGUUGAGGACUUUGAGGCUUCUUUCCAGUUCAUGCAGGAAUGUGCUCAGUAUUUCUUGGAGGUGAAGGACAAAGAUAUCAAGCAUGCUCUGGCUGGCCUGUUUGUUGAGAUCCUCAUCCCUGUAGCUGCUAACAAAGAUCCCAAAAUGUCUCGUGUAGCACUGGAGUCUCUCUACCGGCUGCUCUGGGUUUACAUCAUCAGGAUCAAGUGUGAGAGCAACACAACCACACAGAGUCGUCUCCUCAGUAUUGUAACAGCACUUUUCCCAAAGGGCUCUCGCAGCGUGGUCCCCAGGGACACACCCCUCAACAUCUUUGUUAAGAUUAUUCAGUUUAUCGCUCAGGAACGGCUGGACUUUGCCAUGAAAGAGAUCAUCUAUGACCUGCUGUGUGUGGGCAAAUCCCACAAGACUUUCACCAUUAAUCCAGAGAGGAUGAAUAUUGGUCUUCGGGCCUUCCUGGUGAUAGCCGACAGCUUACAACAGAAGGACGGCGAGCCGCCCAUGCCCACUACAGGCGUCAUCUUACCUUCAGGCAACACACUGCGGGUCAAAAAGAUCUUCCUCAACACCACUCUCACAGACGAGGAAGCCAAGGUCAUCGGUAUGUCUCUGUAUUACCCUCAGGUUAGGAAGGCCCUGGACAACAUCCUCAGGCACCUGGAUAAAGAGGUGGGACGAUCCAUGAGCAUGACCAACGUUCAGAUGUCCAACAAAGAGCCAGAGGACAUGAUCACUGGGGAGCGUAAACCGAAGAUUGAUCUGUUCCGGACAUGUGUAGCUGCCAUUCCUAGACUAAUCCCAGACGGCAUGAGCAGACAGGAUCUCAUCGAGCUACUGGCCAAACUGACCAUCCAUAUGGAUGAGGAGCUGCGUGGUCUGGCGUUCACCACUCUGCAGGCUCUGAUGGUGGACUUCCCAGACUGGAGAGAGGAUGUGUUGUCUGGUUUUGUGUAUUUCAUUGUGAGGGAGGUGACUGACGUUCACCCCACACUACUGGACAAUGCUGUCAAGAUGCUUCUGCAGCUCAUCAUACAGUGGAGACAGGCGGUACAGAGCAGCAACCGCAACCAUGAUUCACAGAGCCCAUCUCUCCCUCUGGAGCGAUCUCCUCUCUGGACGGUUCUGCAUGUGGUGGAGGGUCUGGCUCUGGUCGUGCUGUGCAGCUGUCGACCAGCAACACGCAGACUCGCUGUCAAUGUCCUCAAAGAAGUCCGAUCACUGCACACAGCCCUCGGCAUCGCUAAGGGAGAUGAGGAGUUGGCUAUAGAAGUGAUGGACAGAUUGAGUGCUUCAGUCCUUGAAAGCUUUAUUCACCUUACUGGGGCCGAUCAGACGAAUCUGCUGUUCUGUCCCAGUGGAAUAGACCUUCAGACUCUGGCAGAGUGGAGCUCAUCUCCCAUCAGCCACCAGUUUGAUGUGGUAAGCCCCUCCCACAUCUGGGUGUUUGCCCAUGUGACUCAAGGUCAGGACCCCUGGGUCAUCAGCCUGUCUAGUUACCUGCGGCAAGAACACCUGCCCAAGCACUGCCCCACUGCGCUGAGCUACGCCUGGGUCUUUGCCUCCACACGCCUUCAGCUGCUCUCGCCACAAGUCGACAUCAACAGCCCGAUCAAUGCUAAAAAGGUGAACAGCAUGAGCAGUAGCAGUGACUCAUAUGUGGGACUUUGGAGGAACUACCUAAUCCUCUGCUGCAGCUCUGCCACCUCUUCCACAUCUUCAUCUUCAUCGGCCCCCGGCUCUGUCCGCUGCUCCCCACCUGAGACGCUGGCAUCCACCCCAGACAGCGGAUAUAGUUACGACUCAAAGAUCAUUAGCAUUCCGUCCCCUUCCUCCUUGUUCAAGCAUGUGGUUCCCAUGAUGCGCUCUGAGAGCAUGGACAUCACUGAGUCUCUCGUCCUGGGGCUUGGCCGGACCAACCCUAUUGCCUUCAG